Molecule: messenger RNA, 1002 nt
Organism: Emericellopsis cladophorae
Lineage: Eukaryota; Fungi; Ascomycota; Sordariomycetes; Hypocreales; Bionectriaceae
Exons: 2
Coding region: 1-1002 (333 amino acids)
Biological process (GO): transmembrane transport
Molecular function (GO): oxoglutarate:malate antiporter activity
Source: RefSeq, a predicted model, not a curated record
AUGACCACUGGGAGCUUGAAGCAGGCGGCUGAAUCAGCUCGAUCCAAAAGCUCCGAAGUCAUGGGCGCCGCCAAACGCGAGCCGGCCUCCGUGGCCACGGACCUCCUCCACACGCCCUUUAUGCGCGCCGCCCUGCCCUUCAUCAACGGCGGCGCCGCCGGCAUGGUCGCCACGACGGUCAUCCAGCCGGUCGACAUGAUCAAGGUCCGCAUCCAGCUGGCCGGCGAGGGCACCUCGGGCGGUCCCAAGCCUACGGCCCUCUCCGUCACCAGACAGAUUGUCGGUAGCGGCAAGGUCUUGGACUUGUACACGGGCCUGUCUGCUGGUCUGCUCCGGCAAGCCGUGUACACGACGGCCAGACUGGGUUGCUUCGACACCUUUAUGGGAACACUGACACAGCGCGCCAGGGACCAGGGGCGUCAGAUUGGCUUUGCCGACCGCGCAGGCGCUGGUCUGGCGGCCGGUGGCCUAGCAGCCAUGGUGGGCAAUCCAGCCGACCUGGCGCUCAUCCGCAUGCAGAGCGACGGCCUCAAGCCCCUCGCCGAGCGAAAGAACUACAAGUCCGUCAUCGACGCGCUCUCCUCCAUCGCCAAGAACGAGGGCGUCGCCGCGCUCUGGUCCGGCGCCGCGCCCACCGUCGUCCGCGCCAUGGCCCUCAACUUUGGCCAGCUGGCCUUUUUUAGCGAGGCCAAGGCCCAGCUCAAGGUCCACACGGACCUCUCGACCCGGACCCAGACCCUCAGCGCCAGCGCCAUUGCCGGCUUCUUUGCCAGCUUCUUCAGCCUGCCGUUUGACUUUGUCAAGACGAGGCUGCAGAAGCAGCAAAAGGGACCCGACGGCAAGCUUCCCUACAAGGGCAUGGCCGACUGCUUCCGCAAGGUGGCCAAGCAGGAGGGCGUGCUGCGAUUCUACCGCGGGUUCGGAACGUAUUACGUCCGCAUCGCGCCGCAUGCGAUGGUGACGCUGAUCGUGGCAGACUAUCUCGGUUUCCUGACGAAAUAA